Gigantopelta aegis is the source of this 1563-nucleotide messenger RNA. Its product is annotated as leucine carboxyl methyltransferase 1-like. Gene Ontology annotation, biological process: C-terminal protein methylation. The transcript has 6 exons. Gene Ontology annotation, molecular function: protein C-terminal leucine carboxyl O-methyltransferase activity. Gene Ontology annotation, cellular component: cytosol. The coding region runs from base 131 to 1111 and encodes 326 amino acids. Lineage: Eukaryota; Metazoa; Mollusca; Gastropoda; Neomphalida; Peltospiridae. The record is from RefSeq and is a predicted model, not a curated record.
UACGAUAAGAAAUACAUCUGAAAUGGAAUGAAAUGUCGUAAGAUUAUUUUCAAAAUAGUUGCUUGAUAGCAACCAGCAUUUUAAUUACCUAAUUUAUAUUGUCUUUUAACCUGAAUUUUGAAACAGGACAAUGUCACUUCUUGCAGCUGUCCCAAACGCACAAGAAGCUGUUAUAGCAACCAAUGACGAUGCUACACAGUGCAAGCGAUUCGCCGUAGAAAAGGGCUAUUGGUCCGAUCCGUACGUUUCACAGAUGGUUUCUAGUGCCAUGCAACGGCGCGCCCCAGAAAUCAACCGAGGGUAUUACGCCAGAGUGAGAGCGAUCCAAAUUAUGACUGAACAAUUUAUAAAGCUCACAAAACAAAACUGUCAGAUUGUGAACCUUGGGGCAGGAUUUGAUACGAUGUACUGGAGACUAAGAGAUUCGUCCCUUUUACCAAGACAAUUUGUUGAAGUGGAUUUUCCUACAGUUACGUCCAGAAAGUGUCACAUUAUACAGUCACGAAAAAAACUGUCGGACAAUAUAAACUCUAAAGAUGGUAACUUGUUGGUGAGUAGCAGUGACCUGCACGCCGACGACUACCAUAUCAUCGGCACGGACCUGUGCAAACUCGACAACCUCGACCUCAAGUUGAAGGACUCGAAGGUUGACCGAAGCCUGCCCACGUUGUUUAUCUGUGAGUGCGUCCUGGUGUACAUUGAACCCGAGAAGUGUGAGAAGCUCAUCAGAUGGAUAUCCGACAACUUCCCAACAGCGUUCUUCCUUAAUUACGAACAGGUAAACAUGGGAGACCGAUUUGGCCAGAUAAUGAUAGAGAAUCUCAAGGUGAGGAACUGUUUGUUGCUGGGUAACUCCGCCUGUCAGAGCCUGGACACACAGGCACAAAGGUUUUUGACCCAGGGCUGGGAUGGAGCUGAAGCUACACCUAUGACUACAGUUUAUAGACGAUUACCGGUUGCUGAGAUUGAAAAGAUAGAAAAGCUAGAAUUUCUUGAUGAACUUGAAUUGCUAGAUCAGCUGUUUUGUCACUACUGCUUAUGCUGGGCCUACAAAGACGCGAAUAACAUCGGCCUGUCGAAGAUCAGCCUACACGGAACGCUAAUAGAAUGACGAUGUUUAUUCCCCGUGAAGUCAAGAGACUUGUCAUCACGUGAUGCAUCAAACGUGUGCAGUGUUUAAAGUUCAAGGACGCGACUACCGCCAGCCUGUCAAAGAUCACCCUUUACGGAACGAUAAUCGAAUGAACCUGUUUAGUUCCUGUGAAGUUAAAAACUUGCCAUCACGUGAUGUAUCAAACCCAUAAGCUGUGAUCAGGGUUCACCUUCAAAAAAAUAUUUGAGACCAGUUUGGGGAAUUUUAAUUUCAAAUCACAUUAAUUGUGAAUGCUGGUAAUCCAAAGUGUUUUCAAUUCGCUUCGAGACGAACACACUUGAAGUGUGUUAAUAUGUUAUUGUUAAACUCUUUUAAAAUCAUUCGCACAAAAAAAGACGUGACUGAUGUGUGUUUUUUUCACUGAAAUGUUCUCAGAUUGUUUUGUAUAUUACUAAAGUGGUUUCACAUUG